Molecule: messenger RNA, 1722 nt
Organism: Gossypium raimondii (Peruvian cotton)
Lineage: Eukaryota; Viridiplantae; Streptophyta; Magnoliopsida; Malvales; Malvaceae
Exons: 4
Coding region: 1-1722 (573 amino acids)
Source: RefSeq, a predicted model, not a curated record
AUGGCUUGGAACUAUCAAGGAAUUGGAUCAACCUUGACAGUUCAAAAUCUGAAGGUAAAAGGGAAGUAUGAUCCAGACUUUGUUUUUUUGUCUGAAACGAAAAAUAGGAGGGUAAAAUUGGAGAAAUUAAGGUGUAAGUUGAAGUUUGAUGGUGGUUGGUGUGUGGAUCCAUUGGGGGCUAAGUGGUGGUCUGGUACUUUGGUGGAAGGAGGAGUGGCUGGGGAUUUCAAUGAUAUAGCUGAUGAGUUUGAAAAGGAGGGAGGAAGGAACAAGGAAAGAUAUAAAAUGAAGUGUUUUAGAGAGAUGAUUGAAGUGAGUCAGCUAUAUGAUAUCAGUUUUAAGGGGCAGAGGUUUACUUGGUUCGGUUUGAGGGAUCAGGCUUGGGUUAAGGAGAGGCUUGAUAGGGCACUAGUUAAUUUGGAUUGGAUGGAGGCAUGCCCGAAUACUCAAGGUUUUAACCUUCCAGCUAUUGGUUCGGACCAUUCUCCCAUGGUGGUUUUUUCAGAUUUUAGAGAUAAGAAAGUGAAAAAGAAAUUUAAGCAACGAAAUAAAAUUCUUAUAAUAAAGAAUGGGGACUGUUGGUUUGAUGAUGAGGAGCGGAUAAUGAAUUGCUUCACCUCGUUUUAUGAGGAUCUGUUUAAAAGUGAAGGGGUAAUGUGGAAUGAUGAGCUUUUGGGUGUUAUACCUUCGGGAGUCACUUGUGAGAUGAAUAGAGCUUUAGUGGCUGAAAUUUCUGAAAAAGCGGUCACUGAAGCUGUGUUUCAAACGGGGUCCUAUAAAGCACCUGGGCCUGAUGGGUUUGGUGGUAUUUUCUAUCAUAAAUUUUGGGAUAUUAUAAAAGGGGACGUAGUGGAGAUGGUCUGGGGGUUUUUUAGGGAGGGGCUUAUGCCGAGUGGAUUAAAUGAGACUGAGAGUGCUUUUGUUGCUGGUAGGAUGAUACAUGAUACUAUUAUAGUGGCUCAGGAGGUGUUUCAUUAUUUGAAGUUGAAGAAGACAGGUAGGAAGAAUGUUAUGGCGGUUAAAUUGGAUAUAAAUAAAGCUUACGACAGGGUGGAGUGGGAUUUUUUAGAAGUUGUCCUCAAGAGAUUGGGUUUCGAUGCUAAAUGGAUAGGCUGGAUAAUGGAGUGUGUGAGAAGUGUUUCCUACACUUUACAGAUUAAUGGUAAGCCUAGUAGAAUGUUCUGUCCCUCUAGAGGUCUUAGGCAAGGAGACCGACUGCCUCCUUUUCUAUUUCUUAUUGUUGCUGAUGUUUUGUCCCGUAUGAUCUUACAAAGUGCCCAAUUGAGUCAUAUUAAGGGGGUUAAAUUGAGCCGAAACUGUCCUAUUGUGUCCCAUUUAUUUUUUACUGAUGAUUCACUAUUUUUCUUGGAAGCUAAUGUGCAAAAUUGUAGGAAUUUGAUUGAUAUUAUCCAGAUUUAUUGUCAAGCUUCCGGUCAAAGGGUGAACUAUGAAAAGUCAAGCCUAGUUCUUAGUUCAAAUACUACGGAGGACCUAAAGAAUGUUGUUCAAGCGGAGAUGAAUAUUGUUGUGGCUACUAAUCCUGGAGUGUACUUCGGAAUUCCAGCCCUUUGGGGGAAAACGAGGAGUAAGGCUUUAGAGUAUGUGAAGGAUGAGGUGGUGUUGAGGUUGAAAGUUUGGAAAAAUCAGUAUUUGUCUGCUGGGGGGAAAGAAGGGUUAAUAAAAGCUGUUGCGUGCUCUAUUCCAACUUAUGUUAUGUUUUAA